Cordyceps fumosorosea ARSEF 2679 is the source of this 747-nucleotide messenger RNA. Its product is annotated as triosephosphate isomerase. The record is from RefSeq and is a predicted model, not a curated record. Gene Ontology annotation, cellular component: cytosol. The transcript has 4 exons. Lineage: Eukaryota; Fungi; Ascomycota; Sordariomycetes; Hypocreales; Cordycipitaceae. Gene Ontology annotation, molecular function: triose-phosphate isomerase activity. Bases 1 to 747 code for a protein of 248 amino acids. Gene Ontology annotation, biological process: glycerol catabolic process; glycolytic process; glyceraldehyde-3-phosphate biosynthetic process.
AUGGCUCGCAAGUUCUUCGUCGGCGGCAACUUUAAGAUGAACGGCUCCGUGUCGUCCAUCAAGGAGAUUGUCCACAACCUGAACAAGGCCAACCUCGACCCCUCCGUCGAGGUCGUCGUCUCCCCCAGCGCCAUCCACCUGGUGCUCGUCCGCGACUCGCUGCGCCCCGAGAUCGGCGUCGCCGCGCAAAACGUCUACGACAAGCCCAACGGCGCCUUCACUGGCGAGCUGUCCGUCUCGCAGCUGCUCGACAGCAAGGUCGAGUGGGCCAUCCUCGGCCACUCGGAGCGCCGCACCAUCCUGAAGGAGGCCGACGAGCUCGUCGCCUCCAAGACCAAGUACGCCACCGAGAACGGCGUGAGCGUCAUCUGGUGCUGCGGCGAGUCGCUCGAGGAGCGCGAGGCCGGCAAGACCAUCGCCGUCGUCAGCAAGCAGCUCGCGGCCCUCAAGGCCAAGGUCGCCGACUGGUCCAAGAUCGUCAUCGCCUACGAGCCCAUCUGGGCCAUCGGCACCGGCAAGGUCGCCACCACCGAGCAGGCCCAGGAGGUACACAAGGCCAUCCGCGAGUGGCUCAAGGCCAACGUCAGCGACAAGGUCGCCGACGAGACCCGCAUCCUGUACGGCGGUAGCGUCAACGAGAAGAACUGCGCCGAGCUCGGCAAGCAGGCUGACAUUGACGGCUUCCUCGUCGGCGGUGCUUCUCUCAAGCCCGCCUUCGUCGACAUCAUCAACUCCAGCAAGUUGUAA